AUGGCAUCCAGCGGCCGCGUAGAGAAAUCGCGGGCAAGGAGCCACUCAAGAAAUGUCAAUAAUCAACUAAUCAGAACCCCCAGGAAUCUCCAGGAUACCGUAACCAUCCGCGCCGGCUCCUUAGCUCUCGGCCACGAUCUGAUCACGCACCGGGAGUUAGCAUGCUACUACUCGCCUGUCUUUAAAGCGGCGUUUAAUAGUCGGUUUGUGGAGGGCGAGACUCAGACGUAUGAGCUAGAUGAUGUUAGUCCUGCUGUGGCGAGACUGUUGAUUCACUGGUUUUAUCACCAGGAAUUGGAUCUCGAGUUCCAUCAAGCGACAAAGGCACGCACUGAUAUGCAGCUCUGUGAGCUUUGGAUCCUCGCCGAUAAACUCAUAAUUCCCUCCCUAAAAAACCUCGUGAUCUGGGAACUAGAACGCCUUCGCAUACGCUUCCACACCAUCAGCACCCACUGCCUAAACUACGUGUACGAGAACACCGAAUCCGAAAGCCCACUUCGUAAGUUAUUCUUGCACUGGUGUGCAUUUAACAUGGUGGAGUCAAGGUUUAAGGAAAAGCCGGAGCAUUUUCCCAAGGAGAUGUUGUUGGAUCUGGCGGUGGUGCAGAGUCGGGCGCUGCCGAAGGAGACGGGGGAGUUGAAGAUUAGGAGGUGGGAGGAAUUGAUAAUGUUGAAGGUUGAGGAGCAGGAGUGA
Molecule: messenger RNA, 693 nt
Organism: Lachnellula hyalina
Lineage: Eukaryota; Fungi; Ascomycota; Leotiomycetes; Helotiales; Lachnaceae
Exons: 4
Coding region: 1-693 (230 amino acids)
Molecular function (GO): protein binding
Source: RefSeq, a predicted model, not a curated record